This is a messenger RNA of Acaulospora morrowiae, 1491 nucleotides long. NCBI's taxonomy places the organism in Eukaryota, Fungi, Glomeromycota, Glomeromycetes, Diversisporales, Acaulosporaceae. The record is from the annotation of a GenBank genome assembly.
AUGGCAGACAUAAAGAAACUUGAUGGGAAUCCUGCUGUUUACUCAAACCCUCAAAACUUCCUUUCAUUGCCAUUCCCAUAUCCUGGAUCAAAAAGACCAAUAGAUAGGUUUACUAUUAGUGAUGAUGGUUUUUUUACCUUCAUGGGAAGAAAGAAAUUCAGCGAUGUUCUGGACAAAAUCAUAGAAUUUAAAGCGAAAACUGGUUAUAUGAAAAUGUUUAUUUAUGGCACAGUUGGGUAUGGAAAGUCACAUAUUCUCACAGCUAUAGCUUGCUUUCUUCUCCGGAGCGAAAGGCGUGUUGUAUAUCUUCCCGAUUGCCGCGAACUGGCUGUAAACCCAUUAAGCUACAUCAAAUCAGCCUUAUUUCUCACCUAUGCGGAUGAUGAUGCGAAAAUAAGCGAAAUUGAUGCCUGUGAAAAUUUUGAUCAAAUCGUAAAAUUUUGUGAAUUAUUAAAUGAAACGAUAUACUUUAUCAUAGACCAAAUGAAUGCUCUGGAUGAUUCUAGUAAUACUGGAAUUAGCCUAAAGGAAAAGAUUCAAGUUAAACGAAACCUCGAUAAAAUGUGUUCAGAACAUUUUUAUAUUAAGAGUUCUUCAGCAAACAACCAAACAGUAUUGCACCUUAGGCAAAAACAGACCAAUGAAAAGAAAAUUGAACUUUAUGGAGGGUUCGAUAAGGAGGAGAUGGAAGAGUGGUGGAAGAAGCAUAAUUCCGUUUUACCAACAAUGAAUAAUCAGCAGAAGGAUCGAAUUGAAGACAUCACCGGCAAUAUUCCGCUCUUCUUAAACGUUUUGCUGGAAUCUGAUUGCAAGGAUUUUGAAGAUGCAUUAGGCUACUUAGAUCAACAAUUAACAUCAAUGAUACAAGAGCCGAUGACAAGCUUUUCAGAGAAAAUUUAUAAACUAGACAAUAAACAUUGGGAUUUUCACAUCAACUUGAUGUCAUCGUUCCUGACAAAAGGAUAUCCUCCAAGUGGCUACGGAGUUGAUGAUUUUGAUCAUCGCUUCUUCUACAUUAAAGAUGAACUCUGUCAUUAUAUCUGUGGGAUGGCACGGGAUUGCAUGGCGAAUCAUCUCUAUAGAAAGGGUAAAAUGGAAAAGGCGUGUAUUGCUAGUAUUUUUAAGAACGGAAUUAUGGCGAACCGUGUAAAUUUUAAGCCUAACGAUAUGGAAUUUUUUAAUGAUGAAAAGAAAUCCGAUUUUCUUCGAAUGAAGGGAGAUUUGUAUGUUGCCCCAAUACGGAUUACCCUUGAUAAGAGUGGUCAUUCAGAUUCUGAGGGAAAAAUUUUCUCCAGUAUUUGGUCAAAUUUAAAAUCAAAUUUAUCAGGUUUCGAGGACGGAUUAGAGAUAAUAUUCAUAUGGAUUACAAGCAAAAGUGGUACAGACACGAAAAUGGAAAGAAAGUCUAGAAAAACACGAAAUAGUUCUUUUGAAAUUAAUCCCGAAUACAUUCAGUUUAUAGAACUGGCACCGGGUAGCGAUGAUAGGACG